AUGGCUUCCAAUACUCCCGUCGAGGAUACCAUCCGUGACAAAAUUACCACUGCUUUCUCCCCCUCCAAUCUUAUAAUCCGGAAUGAUUCCCAUCUCCAUGCGCACCAUGCGCCGAUGCGUGGGUCAACGUCCAGGGAAACGCAUUUUCACGUAACGAUUACCUCCGAAGCAUUCAAGUCGAAGAUGCAGCCGGCCCGUCACCGCAUGGUGUACGCUUUGUUGAAGGAGGAGAUGGACCGAGAGGGAGGAAUCCAUGCGCUGCAGUUGCGAACUCGGACGCCGGAAGAGGAACAGAGGGAGAAGGAAAGGCAAGCGCAGGCAUAA
This is a messenger RNA of Aspergillus bombycis, 324 nucleotides long. RefSeq names its product BolA family protein. NCBI's taxonomy places the organism in Eukaryota, Fungi, Ascomycota, Eurotiomycetes, Eurotiales, Aspergillaceae. The transcript has 3 exons. The coding region runs from base 1 to 324 and encodes 107 amino acids. The record is from RefSeq and is a predicted model, not a curated record.